UUGUGUAUUUUUCAGAAACAGGACUCUUUUGCAACUGAGACGGUCGUUGAAACGUCUAUAGAGCAUCAAGGCGGCGGCGAUAGCGCGGAAGUGGUUUUUGCCGCGGAACAACAGGCAGAAACGGAUUCUACUAAUUCUAAAGAACAUCGGCCUGCUGUGGUUUACGAAGAGCGGCAAUCAGAAAUAGAUUCUCAGCAACGACAGCAUGAAAUGGAAACAACCGAAGCUGAGUCAGAAGCUGCUAUUGAAGCAUACGAUGAUAAUACGGAAGAGAUGACGACUAUUUCUGCUGAACAGCAACCUGACGUUGAAAAGACAGAAAGUGAAGUACAAGAAGAAGAUACUUCAUCUGGAGGAGCCGACGAACCCGGAACCCUAAGCGGUUCUGUUGAAGACGUUGAAAAAACAACUUACGUAACGGGAGAAACUGGAGAUACAUUCAAAGAAGAGCACAGAACGAGUUACACCGUCGAGGAACGAAAAGGCGGUGAUGUCAUGAAAGAGCACGUUGUGGUCACUGUUGUGUCUACCGAGUAUAUCUCCCAUGAGGAGCGUGAGGUGAAGGACACUAAGAAGCAUGAAGAAAAGCAAGAAGAAGAAAUGGAAACUUCGGACAAGGACCAGGAAGAACAAAGCUCUCCUAAAACACCGGAAGCUGUUGAACCUAGAACACCCAGAACCCGUGGACGUAAGCCGAAGGUCCAGCCGACCACUAAUGAACCACCGAAGAUAUAG
Messenger RNA from Cooperia oncophora, 735 nucleotides. The record is from the annotation of a GenBank genome assembly. NCBI's taxonomy places the organism in Eukaryota, Metazoa, Nematoda, Chromadorea, Rhabditida, Trichostrongylidae.